Molecule: messenger RNA, 1116 nt
Organism: Selaginella moellendorffii
Lineage: Eukaryota; Viridiplantae; Streptophyta; Lycopodiopsida; Selaginellales; Selaginellaceae
Product: DIMBOA UDP-glucosyltransferase BX8
Exons: 2
Coding region: 1-1116 (371 amino acids)
Molecular function (GO): UDP-glycosyltransferase activity
Source: RefSeq, a predicted model, not a curated record
AUGGCGGUGGUCGCCCUGCAAUUUAUGAGAGGAUAUAAGAGUGCUCUCAGCUGGCUCCCAGACACAGCAGAAAUGAAGCACAUUCUCAUUCUUCCAUUCCUGCUUGCCGGCCAUAUCACUCCCAUGCUAAACCUCUGCUGCAAGCUCGCACGGAUCACGCUCCUCAUCAACCAAGACGCGGUCGAGACAGUGGUCAAGAUCUACGAGGAGCUCGUGGCCGGGGGAGAUCUCAGCGCCGAGGUAGCCUUCACUGUGGAAUCGAUUCCUUUCUCCUGGCCUCCGAUCCGGCGGUUAGGCCGUGACACCGCAAAGCUUGCCGAGGAAGUCGCCACCAGAGCUCUCGAGUCGAGCAGCGGUCCAAUUUCGUUUCUUCUGUCGGAUAUUGGACUGGGAGUUCCCAGAGUGGUUCUCUUCAUCACCGUGUUCCUGGAGUUUGGGAUCAUUCUCCAAAUGCCACGGCUCAUCUCCCAGAAGAUAUACAGUCCUUUCACUAUUUCCAGACGCUCUCCAGUGCUACUGGAACGCGCUCCUGCGAUGCAUGUCGCGAGCCAGGGAGAACGAGCUCAUCCUCGUCAACUCGUGCCACGAGCUCGAAGAAGAGGCCUACGGUGCGGCGCUCGAAAUCCACAAGCUCCCAAUCCACCACUGGUCGCUUUGUCUCCAUUGCAGUGGCAGGACUCCGGCGCUACGUCCGAGUGCUUGGAGUGGCUGGACAGGAUCAAGUUACCCCGAUCUGUCCUCUUUGCGUCCUUCGGCUCCCUCCUGCAGCUCCCAUCGUCCGAGCUCGAAGAGAUCCUUCUAGUUGGCGGGUUUUUCACUCACUUUGGCUGGAACUCCGCCUUGGAAAGCAUCUCAGCUGGAGUUCUAAUGAUCGGGAAACCAAUCAUGGGAGACCAACUUGGAAUCCGGCGGUUUGCAGUGGAUCGCUGGAAGAUCGCCUUGGACAUUCCAGAGGACAAGGAUAAGAAGUUGCUCAGGGAGGCCGUCAAAGUAGCGUUGCGCGAGCUGUUUGGCAACGAAGAGCUAUACGCUAACGCUGCUCGACUCAGCAAAUCAGUGAAGAAGGCCCAGGAAAGUGGAGGUUCGUACAAAUGCUGGGACAUGGCUAGGAAGUAA